AGUGCCGUGUUGGAUUUCGUUUAAUUUCUUCUUCCAGCAAACAGUCCCGAUCUUCACCUCGGCAUGUCCGCCAGCGGUGGCAGGAUGUCGAACAACCCGGAAUGUGUGAUGGUGGCGGUGCGGAUUCGCCCGAUGGCACCGUCGGAAGAGGGACGGGGAUGCCAGAGUGUGGUCGAGAUAUCACCACCGAACGAGCCGCAAGUGGUCAUCUGCGGAGGGCGCACCAAAUCGGACAUCUUCACGUACAACUACGCGUUCGCGCCGGACGCAUCGCAGGCCCUACUCUACGAGCGAUCGGUGGCCCCGGUGCUGGGGAAGCUGUACGAGGGUUACAACGUAACGAUCCUUGCGUACGGUCAAACCGGAUCGGGCAAAACCUACACGAUGGGAACGGACUUCAGUGGCGAUAUGGUGGAGAAUGCGGGUGUCAUUCCACGCGCCAUCCUGGACAUCUUUCGGAAGGUGGAAGAAACGGACGGUAGCAUCAGCACGAGCUGUUCCUUCGUCGAGCUCUAUCAGGAGAACGUGUACGAUCUGCUGUCGGAGAAGAAUACCGCGACUGAACGGCAAACGGUCGAAAUUCGUGAGAUGGCCAGUGGAAUCGUUGUCCUGCAGGGGUUGACCGAGAUCCCCGUUCGGAGCGUAGCGGAAACGUUCGAUUGUUUGGUGCGAGGCUCGUCCGGUCGGAUGGUGCGAGCGACGGCGAUGAAUGCCGUCUCGAGCCGUAGCCACUCGAUCUUCACCAUCACGCUGCAGCAACCGUCGACCGAAGAUCCCAAGUCAUUGCUUACCUCCAAGUUUCAUCUCGUCGAUCUGGCCGGUUCGGAGCGCUCGAAGAAAACGAAAACGACGGGCGAUGGGUUCCGGGAAGGUGUGAAGAUCAACCAGGGACUGUUGGCACUGGGCAAUGUCAUCUCCGCGCUCGGUACGGCCGUUACCACGGGCUCCAACAAUCACGUGCCUUAUCGGGACUCAAAGCUGACGCGUUUGCUCCAGGAUUCACUCGGAGGCAAUUCGUACACGCUGAUGAUCGCUUGCGUUUCGCCGGCUGACUACAAUCUGAACGAAACGAUCAGCACACUUAGGUAUGCAGAUCGGGUUCGAAAGAUCAAGAACAAACCGAUCGUGAAUCAGGAUCCGCACCUGGCGAAGAUCAAGCAGUUGGAAGCGAUCAUUCAGGAUUUACGCAUGGAAAUAUUGACGCUCAAAGGAGGUGAUAGCUCAAUGGCCGUCGCGUCCGAGUUUAGGGUACCCAAGGUACCGUCAACUUCAGCCCGACCAUCCGGGGCUGUUGGACCGCCUCCGAAACGUCCAACGCUUGCGGCAUCUGCGAUCAAUUCCUCAUCUUCCAUGCCGAGCGAUGGAGCACCAAACGGAGUUCGCAAGUCAGCGUUACAAGAGUUACUAGAUAAGAACCAGCUGCUGCAGGCACAGCUACAAGCGAUGGCUCAGGAUCUGGCCACCAACGAGAUGCGUGCAUUAGCCGCCGAGAAAACGCUUGAAAUGCUUGAUGAGAAGGUCGAUGAUGAUAAAGACAUACGGGAACAUCUCGGAAGCAUACUGAGUACGUACCACGAGGAGAUGGUUGCACUCGGUAUGACGGAACCACCGGUCACUGCUGGUACGGUGGGUGAUCCUGCCAGCCAGCGGCCAUCGAUUGCCUCGUCCGUCCUUAACUCAGCGUCCUCAGAACCCGAACCCAUCGAUAUGCCACUCACCGAGGAUGGCCAGAAACGCUCGGAUAAUCAUACGCAGCAACAGAUCCGGCUGCACAAGGAGCUACGUCAGCUCAAUAUGGAGCUUAAGCUCAAGGAGGAACUGCAUCGGCGCUGCAUGGGUAAUAUUGCGGCCGUCCAGAGCAAUGGGCCCGCCCAGCAGCAGAUGGCGGAGGUACUGGCCGAAUACCAACUAACCAUUACCACACUGGAGCAGCAACUGGCCGAGCUCAACGGGCAGCUCGAAAACACGAAGGCCAUCGACAAAAGAUCGAAACUCUCGGAAGAGCGUCGCAAGAAGGUGCAACAGCUCGAGGCGCAGCUUAGUGAGCUGCGCACGAAGAGUAUGCGCCAGGCGAAGCUGUUGAAGCUGAAGGAAAAAGAUGCGCAGCGCAUCGAAACGCUGAGCACGGAGAUCCAAUCGAUGAAGGCAACGCGCGUGAAGCUGCUGAAAACGAUGCGCGCCGAAAGCGAUAGCUUCCGCAAAUGGCGACUUACGCACGAGAAGGAGAUCUGCCAGCUGAAGGCGAAGGAUCGUAAACGGCAGAAUGAGCUGCAAACGAUGGAAUCGAUGUACGCCAAGCAGAAGAAGAUCAUGCAGCGUAAGAUGGAAGAAACGAUUGCGGUGAACAAGCGGCUGAAGGCAGCGCUCGAUCGUCGCCAGCAGCGCAAUGAUGGAAAAGGUGGCACCGGGCCCACCGGUGAUCGGUCGAUGCUGCGCGGUACCGAAGCGAUCCGCUGGAUCGAGCAGGAGCUGGAGCUGCUGUACAGCAUGGUCGAAGCAUCGGACACGCUAGAGGUGCUGAUGGAACAGCGAACGCAGCAUGCCGCGAAGCUGGCUGGUCUGAAGGCCUCCAAAAGCAAAGAUCCGGCCACAAUCGAGGAGAUUCACCAGUGCGAGAAAGAGAUGGCACUACGGAAUGCUCAGAUUAGUGAUCUACAGCAGCGUGGUCACGAUAUCGACGGGCAGCUCGUGUUGUUCAGCAAGGCGCUCGAUACGUUGCCCGAGAAACGGGAAGCCUAUCGGCGCCUACUGGCGGCGAGCGUCGCUGAUCGUAAGCAACUAAGCGGGCUACGCUUCCAGCUGGUCGAGUGUCAGGCGGCGAAUGAGUGUCUCGAGGAAUCGCUGGCUCAGCUGCGCACCGAUCAGCAGCAAACCGAGCAACAGUAUGCGGUACAGGUGGCCGAGCUUGAAAAAGCUUACGAGGAUAAGCUGGCCUUGCUGUUGCUCCAUCAGCAACAACGCACUCCAGCUAGGAAGCAAAAAACAGCCGAGGGCGAAGAAGAAACAGAGCAGGCGCUGCAACAGCAAGAAGAGACUGAAACCGGCCAGCAGCAGCACACCGACAACAACAAUGUGCUGGUCGAGGCAAUCGAACGGAUCGAGAUGCUACGCAACGAACUGGAACUCCACAAGGAGGCCAAUCGUCUGCUGCAGCGCCAACUCACCGCUACUAAGGAGAUGCUGGCGGCCAGCAACGUACCCCGGGUGUCCGGCAAUCGGAAACCCAAACCAAAAGUGCUUAGCUAUGUGACGAAACAGGAAGAAGAGGAUGAAGAGGACGAGGAGGAAGAAGAUGACGAUGAUGACGAUGACGAUAUGGAUGAGUUGGAGCGCGAGCGUGAUCCGGACUUCCGUGGAACGCCCAUUAGCAAAAGGCGAAAGAUGAGUACCGUUUCGUUGGUUCAAUCGCAGCGUUCCAUCGAUAGUGAUACGAAUGAAACGUCCAACAGUAGCGGCACGGGACCGCACUGCACCUGCACCGGUAACUGCUCAACGAUGCGCUGCGGUUGCCGAAAGUCUGGUCUCUCCUGUCAGUCCAGUUCUUGUAAGUGUCCGGAAAACUGUGCCAACAAGGCGCUGGAAUCGAUCUCCGAAGACACACCGUCUACCACAGAGGACGAAAAGGAGAACACAUUUGCCAUCUCUGGCGGUGACGGUGACAGUAGGAACCUACUGGAGAUGCUCUGCACUCCUAAGCAGAACAAAAGGGCCGCAGAAAUGGACAUUCUAACGUACGUGUCGGCGCACAGAAAGCUGAAACCGCUGCUCAAUGACUAAGUGACCGACUCUCACUUCCCGAGAUUAAUUUGCAUAUUUAUUGUUAAUAUUUACAUUAUGUUUUACUGUUAAUGACAUUGUCCAUGAUCUGUCGGUUUGUUUCAUGUAGAACAUUAAUAAAACAACAGCCUUAAUACGGUUUAGUGAUUCUGAAUAGUCUUUCUGGGCAAGUGCGCGGAAGAGGCUAAUUAAGGUUGCGAAAUGAAGAAGAUCGUUCGAAGAUCAGCAAUUUGAUACUCACAAACGCACAAAUCCAUGAUGGCAUUCCAUGUGGUUCACUUUCCAUUGCCCUUAAUGCGAUUUACACUCGGUAGUGUGUUGCUAGUAUAGUUCAUAUUGAGUAGGAGAACCUUAAUAAACGGCUUCAUGCAAG
This is a messenger RNA of Anopheles darlingi, 4150 nucleotides long. Its product is annotated as chromosome-associated kinesin KIF4A-like. NCBI's taxonomy places the organism in Eukaryota, Metazoa, Arthropoda, Insecta, Diptera, Culicidae. The coding region runs from base 64 to 3777 and encodes 1237 amino acids. Gene Ontology annotation, biological process: microtubule-based movement; mitotic spindle organization. Gene Ontology annotation, molecular function: ATP binding; microtubule binding; microtubule motor activity. The record is from RefSeq and is a predicted model, not a curated record. The transcript has 3 exons.